GGAUAUGCUCACAAGCUUUGAUUGAGAGCUGCUAUGUGUGUGGGGGAACUCUGGAGAGUUUAUAUGCUACUAUUUUAAAUUUAUUGACAUUUUUACCACACCUCCUCAUCCUUAUUUGCUGUCAGAGACUCUGUAAUGUUCUCCUCGUCCAAACCCUCCCCACUCUUGUCCUGGACCUCCAUGGAGCAAGCUGACUCAGACGCUCUGGAUAUCAGCACCAAAGUGCAACUGCAUGGGGUACUGUGGAAAAGACCAUUCGGGAGGUCUUCAGCAAAGUGGUCCCGCAGAUUCUUCAUCAUCAAGGAUAGCUUCCUGUUAUACUAUGCUGAGAACGAGAAAAAAAACUUUGAGACAAAUCGAUACUUUAACAUUCACCCUAAGGGUGUGAUCCCACUGGGUGGAUGUGUCGUUGAGCCAAGAGAACAUCAAGGCAUGCCAUUUGCUAUGGUUAUCAGCCAUGAGGACUUCACUGGAAACAUUGUCCUGGCUGCCGAAUCAGAGUCAGAGCAGAGUCAAUGGGUGGAGAUACUACAGGAUUCAGGAAAAGUCACUUGGAAGAAUGCUCAGUUGGGGGAGGCUAUGAUCGAGAGUCUGGAAGCUCAGGGCCUACAGCUGGCCAAAGAAAAGCAGGAAUACUUAGAUAAGCUAAUGGAAGAGACAGAGGAACUAUGCUUGGAAAGAGAAGAGAAGGCGGAGCUGGAGAGACUGAAUCAGUUGCUGGAAGAAGAAAAGCGGAAGUUUGAGGAAGUAGUACAAGAGCUGAGAUCAGAACAAGAGCAUAUUAAAGUGGAUCUGGAUGGCACGUCUCAAUGUCUGAGGGGAGUAGAAUCUGAGAAAGAAAAGCUUCAUAGUCUCACAACACUGCUGCAAAAAUCCUUAGAGGAGCUUUCCCAGGAGAAAGAGCGCACUCUUGAGCUGCUGAGAGGAAGAGGGCAGGAUGGUACCAAAACAGGAAAAGAUCAUCAGGCCUCUUUAGACUCCCAGAAUCCCGAGGUGCAGCUUCAGGGGAACCUGCGCCACAUUGAGGAGCAGAUGAGGAACCUGCUUAAAGAGAAGGAACAGGCAAAUCAAAGGCUGAAAGAGAAUGAACUGAGAGCCAAAAUUCUGCAGGAUGAAAGGGAGUUUUAUUCUUCCCAAGCUGGUGCACUCCAGCAGUCUCUUACACAGCUCACAACAGACAAACAGCACACUGAGGAGGAGCUGAAGGCUGAGAUGGAGUCUCGUGUGGAACUGGAACGUAGGCUGAAAUUGGCAGAGGAAGCCCUGAAAGAUCUAGAGCAGGGUCUAAAUGCAAUAGAACGCACCCGUGAGAGAGACGAAAGAAUGAGAGGAGAUGUCGGCCAUCUUCGCAAAUUCUUUGAGGAAUGCAUCAGUGCUGCAGAGAUAGAGGCCAAGCUACCAGCCAUCAUGAAAAAUGCCGUAUAUCUGCAUAAAGCCACUGCUCGCCGCAUCAAAAGCUGCCGUAUACAGAGACGGGCUUCUAGGAAGCACUGGCUGAAGCACUCACAGUCGUUUGCCUCUUCACGUGGUGUGGAUCACGGCCUUAAGGAGCUGAGAGAGACCACCUGAUGUUCGACUUCAGAUAGAUGUUUGAGACAGCGGGCCUAUUAAGAUCAUCACUCAACAACAACAACAAAAAACGUUCAGGGUGAUGACUAGAUAUAUUCUGCCAGAUGGACAUGGACUGACACACCACCCUGAGAACAGAUUUUUUUUCAUCCUGGUCUCUGUAUAAAUGUAACUAGGCCUACAGUAUUCACAUGAAUAUUUAAAAAUGUGAUUUUAACAAUGUCAUGAGUCAAAUUAAAAUAUAAACUUAUCUAACAACA
Messenger RNA from Misgurnus anguillicaudatus (oriental weatherfish), 1829 nucleotides. Lineage: Eukaryota; Metazoa; Chordata; Actinopteri; Cypriniformes; Cobitidae. The record is from RefSeq and is a predicted model, not a curated record.